This is a messenger RNA of Hydractinia symbiolongicarpus, 1156 nucleotides long. RefSeq lists its product as uncharacterized. The record is from RefSeq and is a predicted model, not a curated record. Bases 520 to 1149 code for a protein of 209 amino acids. The transcript is spliced from 3 exons. Lineage: Eukaryota; Metazoa; Cnidaria; Hydrozoa; Anthoathecata; Hydractiniidae.
UGUUUCGGCUAUGACCUCUAGAUUUUUUGCGAGAUGGGGGAUAUCCAGUAUUAGCUCGUGCUUCGAUUUCAUUCAAGAAAUCGGACUUACCUUGCGGACGCUACGCGCCCUUACGUAAUCCUCAAGUUUGAAAUAACCGAUAUGGUGACGAUGUGGAUAUAAAAACGUUAAAGGGGAAGUUCGGUCAAAAAAAAUAAAUUUAUUUUAUUUUAUAAUUCCAUGUAUUUAUACUUAUAAAAACAAAAAAACUUUACUUCAUUAAACUUGGAGUUUCGGAAAUGUCUCUAAUGUUGACACAAACUUCUUGAAAAUGCUCCGUUUUUGAAAAAGCGCGUCAGAAAAAAAAGCUGGGUUCUAACUCAAGUAUGACGUUUUAUAGUUCAAAACAUUGCAUCGCGUGAAAGAGUCACAACACAGGCUACACAAUUUGCUAGAAGAAUCUACUUCUUUCCUGCUAUAUUUCUUUUCAAAUCUGUAACAAAUUACUUCUUUGAAAAUACAGUGUUAGUUUUGUAAGCAAUGGAUCAAAUUCGAAGCGAUUCAAAUUCUAACGAAGAUGAAAACGAUGACAUACCUGAUUUAUCCACUCUCAGACCCUUCAAUUUUGAACCAGAAUUUUCUUUGGAAGAACUGAAUAAAUUAGGAACGUGUAGUUCCGAGAGUGAUGAGGAAGAAGAUGAAGUUUCAAGGAUCGGCAAUAAUAACUGGUGCCAAUGCGGUGGUCACUGUAGAGCGAUGGAGUCGUACAGUGAAAGCUUGUGUUGCAGGGAUACAAAUGAAAUUCCUGACAAUCAUUUUGAAGGAAAACAAUGUAUAACUGAAGCCGAAACUUUUGGGAUGGUUUGUCUAUGCAAACCAGUACUAACCACUGCACUGUCUGCUCUAAAUAAUUUAAGGGGCGAUGCAAUGCACACGGAUAAUUGUUCACUACGUUUUGCCGGUUAUAAACAGUACACGUGGUGGAUACAUAACAGAUUGGGAAAAGGUGUGCGAAAAAUUAUACCGUCGUGUGCUUUAUGGGCAAUUCGUAAUAAAUAUCCAUCUGAAAAUGGUAUUUAUAUCCCAUUCACGGAGAGCAAAUCCGACGACAAACGACUGUAUGAAAACACGGAUUCCGAUUCUGAAGAAAAGAACCAACUUCAACCUUAGAGCUAAA